Molecule: messenger RNA, 1110 nt
Organism: Lodderomyces oxycetoniae
Lineage: Eukaryota; Fungi; Ascomycota; Pichiomycetes; Serinales; Debaryomycetaceae
Gene: CPR6
Product: peptidylprolyl isomerase
Exons: 1
Coding region: 1-1110 (369 amino acids)
Biological process (GO): protein peptidyl-prolyl isomerization; protein folding
Molecular function (GO): peptidyl-prolyl cis-trans isomerase activity; protein binding
Source: RefSeq, a predicted model, not a curated record
AUGACAAAUACCAACAGCUUAGUUUACUUUGAUCUUUCAUGUGCUGACAAACCCAAAGGACGAGUUGUGUUCAAAUUGUACGACGAUGUCGUUCCCAAGACAGCUGAGAACUUUAGACAAUUAUGUACUGGUGAAAAGGGCAACUCUGAGGUGUCAGGUAAACCCUUGACAUAUAAAGGUUCCAUUUUUCAUAGAGUUAUUAAAGAUUUUAUGUGCCAAGGUGGAGACUUCACCCAUGGCUCUGGAAUUGGUGGUGAAUCGAUAUAUGGAGAAAAGUUUGAAGAUGAGAACUUUCAGAAAUUGCAUGAUAAACCAUUUCUUUUGUCCAUGGCCAAUUCCGGACCAAAUACAAAUGGUUCUCAGUUUUUCAUAACUACAGUUCCAACCCCUCAUUUGAAUGGCAAACAUGUUGUUUUUGGUGAAGUUGUUCAAGGGAAAUCAAUUGUGCGUCAAUUGGAAAGAACCGAGACAGAUUCAAGUGACAAACCUUUAGAGGAAUGGAAAAUCACUGAUUGUGGACAGCUUCCAAAUGAAUAUGAGUUGAACCUUGGUUCAGGUUGUGACGAUGGAACAGGGGAUAUUUACGAGGAAGUGUUGAUGGAUAAUGACAAUAUAGAUGUGAAGAACCCAAAAUCGGUUUUCGAUGCCGUGAGUAAGGUCAAAGAAAUUGGAACCAAGCUUUUGAAAGAGGGCAAAUUGGAAAAAUCAUUAGAAAAAUACAGUAAAGCUUGUGGAUUUUUGAAUGAUUAUUUCCCUGAUGAUUUAAACGAAGCCGAUUUGCAAGAGAGGAAUAAAUUGAAGGUUUCGUGUAAUUUGAAUUUGGCGUUAGUUGCACUAAAGGUAAACAAGGCCAAAAUAGCUAUAAAUGCAGCUAAUGAGGCCUUGGAUGUCGAUGGUAUUGACGAAAAGUCGAAAGUGAAGGCUAUCUAUAGAAAGGGGCUGGCGUACCUCUUGUCCAAGGAUGAAGAGUCGGCUCAAAAGUACUUUGAAGAGGCUUUGGCUUUAGAGCCUAAUGACCCAGCCAUCAAAAAGGGACUUCAAGAUGUCAAACAGCGUAUAAAAGAAAGAAAAGAAAAGCAAAAGAAAUCAAUGGCAAAAUUUUUCAGCUAA